UAUCCCCCUCCCCUAGUACACAUAAACAUCACCACGCGGGGAGAGGCUGGAUCUAGCCACUCUUAAGUGCCGCCUUUACUACUCGUCCAGUCAAGAGCCUUCAUGCAAAUUGCGAGGCAUAACAGGCAGUGAGAUCAGUGAGAGGAAGAGGAGGAGUGGAGCUUGUCCCUGGGGCUCCACAAGAGCCACGUGAGCCUCCACAAGAGCCACAAGCUGCUCCUCGAGAGCUCCUCCUCCAGGAUGACACAGUUCACCGUCCAUAAUGUCCGCUUCUAUGACUUUGAGCCUCAAGCCAUCCAGUGUAUGGCUUAUGAGGACGCCAGCAGCCGCCUGGCGCUCUCCAGGGCCGAUGGGAGUGUUGAAAUAUGGAACUGCCAGAAUCGACCCUUUGUGCAGCUAGUUCUUCCCGGUGGUGUCGACAGUUCGGUUGAAGCGCUGGUGUGGUGCAAGGGACGACUCUUUAGUGCAGGACUCCACGGCUAUAUCUUGGAAUACAACUUAUUCUCGGGUGGUGUCAUGUCGCGUACAGCGGUCACUGGUGGUCCCACCUGGUGCCUUGCUCUUUCCAAAGACAAGCGGAAGUUAGCAGCUGGCACAGAGGAAGGCUAUGUGUGCGUGUUUGACGUGGUGGACGAGGGCAUAAUGUACGACAGAGCCCUGGAGAAGCAAGAAGGUCGAAUAUUGCACAUCUGCUGGCACAGCAGCGGAGACUACAUAGUCACGGGAUCUGUCAACUGUGUCCGUCUGUGGUCUCUGACGGAAGGCCGGGUGACCCGUUGUUCAGUGGGUAAUUCUGCAAGUGAGGUCAUUGUGUGGUGUGUUGGUAUUCUUGAUGACAUGACAAUAGUCAGUGGCGACUCCAGAGGGAAAACUUGCUUUUGGAAUGCAAAGCUUGGUACCAUUACUCAAGAGGUACAGACUCAUAAAGCUGAUGUUCUGAGUCUUGCAGUGUGCAGUGAUAACAAGUCGGUAUAUGUGGCUGGUGUUGAUCCGCACAUCGUGCAAGUGAGCAAAGUUCAAACAGGAGCAAAGACGGGUAAAAAAGAGUGCUGGGUCAAGUCAAAUGUGCGCCUCAUACACACGCACGAUGUGCGCGCUCUCGCUCUCACGUGCGAUGACAAAAUGUUUUCCGGAGGUGUGGACACGGUCCUUGUGUUGAGCUACUAUCCUCCAAAGACUGUCAUAAAGUUCCAAGCACUUCCCCAUCCUGGAUCGAUAUCAGUUGCUGGAGAGGCAGAAAGUAUUCUUCUUCGCUACAACGAGCACCUGGAGCUGUGGCGGCUAGGAAGCUCUGGUGAAGAUGGUGGACCAACAGGACGAUUCUUACCCAUCUCUAAAGAUCGUGUUAAAUUGCUUGAACUUGGUGCUCACGAAGAUGAGGUGAUAGAAUGGUGUGCUGUCUCUCCUCAGUCUCUAUGGAUCGUCUAUAUUGUUAAGGGAAACCUCAGGAUCUUUCAGUUUUACCCACCAAAGCCUGGCAGUCAUAUAAGUGUUCGGCGUGUGCGGGUGAUGAGCAAAGAGAUCAAAAGUAGCCGGCAAGUUCUCUGGCUCGGAGAGGCACGGCUAGCGUCUGCUGCCACCGAUGGAGUUAUUCAG
Messenger RNA from Procambarus clarkii (red swamp crayfish), 1596 nucleotides. NCBI's taxonomy places the organism in Eukaryota, Metazoa, Arthropoda, Malacostraca, Decapoda, Cambaridae. The record is from RefSeq and is a predicted model, not a curated record.